UUAGGAACCGAGACACCGCUCCUUGAUCCGUCUGCAGGUGUGGGCGGGAUGACAUGCCGUCCCUGUCAUCUGGACACACCCCCGGGAUCAAUCCUUCCUCGUCGGUGAUUGGCCGCCGGAACUGUAGCUCAAGAGAGGCACACAGGCGGCCAAUCACCGGCGAGGAGGUGGAGCUUGGAAAGGAGGAGCCGAGCGGCACCGCGAAGCACGAGCGAGUGAAGAGGAGGAAAGCGGCCGGAGAAGGAAGACAUCUGACCGAGGGAGGGAGCGAGCCCAGGCUGGAGCAGGGGUCAGCAAGGUAAGUAUCAUUGGUGUCAGUGGGAGGAAUAGUGCCCAAUCAUUGGUGUCAGUGGGAGGAAUAGUGCCCCAUCAUUGGUGUCAGUGGGAGGAAUAGUGCCCCAUCGUUGGUGUCAGUGGGAGGAAUAGUGCCCAAUCAUUGGUGUCAGUGGGAGGAAUAGUGCCCCAUCAUUGGUGUCAGUGGGAGGAAUAGUGCCCCAUCAUUGGUGUCAGUGGGAGGAAUAGUGCCCCAUCGUUGGUGUCAGUGGGAGGAAUAGUGCCCAAUCAUUGGUGUCACUAUUACCAAUGAUGGGGCACUAUU
Molecule: messenger RNA, 598 nt
Organism: Staurois parvus
Lineage: Eukaryota; Metazoa; Chordata; Amphibia; Anura; Ranidae
Source: the annotation of a GenBank genome assembly